AUGCAGCCCUGGCAGUGCCUCCGGCGCUUUGCCCUGGCCUGGUGGGAGAGGACAGCCGAGGGCAGCGCGCGAUCUCCCAGGGAGGAGGCCGGACCGAGGGACCCUGGGGGCCGAGGGGAGCCAGAUCCGGAGCGGAGCAGCCCCCCCAUGCUGUCUGCGGACGAUGCCGAGUACCCGCGGGAGUACCGGACCCUGGGGGGCGGGGGCGGCGCGGGCGGCGGGGGCCGGCGCUUCUCCAACGUGGGGCUGGUGCACACGUCGGAGCGGAGGCACACGGUGAUCGCCGCCCAGAGCCUGGAGGCGCUCAGUGGGCUCCAGAAGGCCGAUGCCGACCGCAAGCGCGAUGCGUUCAUGGACCACCUCAAGAACAAGUACCCCCAGCACGCCUUGGCCCUGCGCGGUCAGCAGGACAGGAUGCGAGAGCAGCAGCCAAACUACUGGAGUUUCAAGACCCGCAGCUCACGCCACACUCAGGGAGCCCAGCCCGGGCUGGCAGACCAGGCAGCCAAGCUGUCAUACGCCUCGGCUGAGUCGCUGGAGACCAUGUCCGAGGCGGAGCUGCCCCUGGGCUUCAGUAGGAUGAACCGCUUCCGACAGAGCCUGCCCCUCUCCCGCUCUGCCAGCCAGACCAAGCUGCGCUCACCAGGGGUGCUGUUUCUGCAGUUCGGGGAGGAGACUCGGCGCGUGCACAUCACGCACGAGGUCAGCAGCCUGGACACGCUGCACGCGCUCAUCGCGCACAUGUUCCCGCAGAAGCUCACCAUGGGCAUGCUUAAGUCGCCCAACACCGCCAUCCUCAUCAAAGACGAAGCUCGCAACGUCUUCUACGAGCUGGAGGACGUCCGGGACAUCCAGGACCGAAGUAUUAUCAAGAUCUAUAGGAAGGAACCAUUAUACGCAGCUUUUCCUGGCUCACACCUUACCAACGGGGACCUCCGGAGGGAGAUGGUGUAUGCCUCGAGGGAGUCGUCGCCCACACGGCGUCUCAACAACUUGUCGCCGGCGCCGCACCUGGCGUCCAGCUCUCCGCCCCCGGGGCUGCCGUCCGGGCUGCCGUCCGGGCUGCCGUCCGGGCUGCCCUCGGGGCUGCAGUCGGGCUCGCCGUCGCGCUCGCGCCUCUCCUACGCCGGGGGGCGCCCGCCCUCCUACGCUGGCAGCCCGGUGCAUCACGCGGCCGAACGGCUCGGGGGCGCCCCCGCCGCCCAGGGCGUCAGUCCCAGCCCCAGCGCCAUCCUGGAGCGGCGCGACGUGAAGCCAGACGAGGACCUGGCGGGCAAGGCGGGCGGCAUGGUGCUGGUGAAGGGUGAGGGGCUCUACGCCGACCCCUACGGGCUGCUCCACGAGGGCCGCCUGAGCCUGGCCGCGGCAGCCGGUGACCCGUUCGCCUACCCGGGCGCCAGCGGCCUCUACAAGCGCGGCUCCGUGCGCUCGCUCAGCACCUAUUCGGCCGCCGCGCUGCAGUCCGACCUGGAGGACUCGCUGUACAAGGCGGCGGGCGGUGGCCCGCUCUACGGCGACGGCUAUGGCUUCCGCCUACCGCCCUCAUCGCCUCAGAAGCUGGCCGACGUGGCGGCGCCCCCCGGAGGCCCCCAGCCGCCGCACAGUCCCUACUCGGGGCCGCCCAGCCGCGGCUCGCCAGUGCGCCAGUCUUUCCGCAAAGACUCAGGUUCUUCGUCGGUCUUCGCGGAGAGCCCCGGAGGCAAGACCCGCAGUGCGGGGGGCUCCUCAACGGCCGGAGCCCCGCCUCCCGAGCUCUUCCCCGGGCCUGGGGAGCGCCCGCUGGUUGGAUUUGGGCCGCCGGUGCCAGCCAAGGACACGGAGACCAGAGAGCGCAUGGAGGCCAUGGAGAAGCAGAUUGCCAGCCUCACGGGCCUGGUACAGAGUGCCCUACUACGAGGCUCGGAGCCUGAGACCCCCAGCGAGAAGAUUGAAGGCUCCAAUGGAGCAGGAACCCCGUCAGCACCCUGUGGGUCAGGCAGCCGGAGCAGCGGGGCCACCCCAGUGUCUGGCCCUCCCCCGCCCUCGGCCAGCAGCACUCCUGCGGGGCAGCCCACUGCCAUCAGUCGUUUGCAAAUGCAGCUGCACCUGCGUGGCCUACAGAACAGCACCAGUGACCUGCGCAGCCAACUUCAGCAACUCCGAAAGCUCCAGCUACAGAACCUGGAGUCAUUGCGCGCGCUGCUGAAAGGCACAGAGGCGGAGCUGAGCAUGCGCGUGUCGGAGGCUGCGCGAAGGCAGGAGGACCCGCUGCAGCGGCAGCGCACCCUGGUGGAGGAGGAGCGGCUGCGCUAUCUCAACGACGAGGAGCUCAUUACCCAGCAGCUCAAUGACCUGGAGAAGUCGGUGGAGAAGAUCCAACGGGAUGUGUCCCACAACCACCGGCUGGUGCCUGGGCCGGAGCUGGAGGAGAAGGCGCUGGUGCUGAAGCAGCUCGGGGAGACCCUGACUGAGCUCAAGGCUCACUUCCCAGGCCUGCAGAGCAAGAUGCGGGUAGUGCUGCGUGUGGAGGUGGAGGCCGUGAAGUUCCUGAAGGAGGAGCCGCAGCGCCUAGACGGGCUACUCAAGCGCUGCCGUGGGGUCACAGACAUGCUGGCCCAGAUCCGAAGGCAAGUGGACGAGGGUGUGUGGCCACCCCCCAACAAUCUCCUGAAUCAGUCCCCCAAGAAGGUGACGGCCGAGACGGACUUCAACAAGAGCUUGGACUUCGAAAUGCCACCCCCCAGCCCUCCGCUGAACCUCCAUGAGCUGAGUGGGCCCGCUGAGGGAGCCCCUCCUACUCCUAAGGGCAACCCUACCAAAGGCCUGGACGCUGCUGGCAAGAGAAGCGUGGACAAGGCUGUGUCUGUUGAGGCUGCCGAACGGGACUGGGAGGAGAAGCGGGCAGCCCUGACCCAGUACAGCGCCAAGGACAUCAACCGGCUGCUGGAGGAGACGCAGGCAGAGCUGCUGAAGGCCAUCCCUGACCUGGACUGUGCGAGCAAGGCCCACCCGGGCCUGGCCCCCACCCCUGACCACAAGCCCCCUAAGGCCCCCCACGGCCAGAAGGCAGCCCCCCGAACGGAGCCCAGUGGAAGGAGGGGCUCAGAUGAGCUGACGGUGCCUCGAUACCGCACAGAGAAGCCCUCCAAGUCGCCCCCGCCGCCCCCUCCCCGCCGGAGCUUCCCCUCCUCCCAUGGCCUGACCACCACGCGCACUGGGGAGGUUGUGGUCACCAGCAAGAAGGACUCGGCCUUCAUCAAGAAGGCCGAGUCCGAGGAACUGGAGGUGCAGAAGCCCCAAGUGAAGCUGCGCCGGACCGUGUCCGAGGUGGCCCGCCCGGCCUCCACACCACCCAUCAUGGCGUCUGCCAUCAAGGAUGAGGACGACGAGGACCGCAUCAUCGCCGAGCUAGAGAGUGGUGGUGGCAGUGUGCCACCCAUGAAGGUGGUGACUCCAGGGGCCUCUCGGCUGAAGGCAGUCCAGGGCCAGGCAGGCAGCCCCGACAAAGGCAAGCAUGGCAAGCAGAGGGCCGAGUACAUGAGGAUCCAGGCCCAGCAGCAGAUGAAGGGACAGCUCAGAGAAGGAAAGGGGCUUCCCAAGGGCCCACAGCAAAGUGGUCAGAGCCAGGAUGGGACCCAGGAAUCGCAAAGCCCUUUCCACCACAUGGCCCUGGGACGGCCCUGGGCACGCAAGGCCCUGCCUCCCUGUCUGCUGGUUCCCUGGAGAGACCCCUGGAGACGGGCCACCCAGGCCCCACCCGCCCCCGACCAGCUCUCCUCACUAGCUCCCUGCUGGCCCGCCAUCUUCCUCAUGGGUCCCCAGACACGUCCUGCAAAUCCCACCCCCAGCUCUUUGUCCUGCCACCACAGUGCACGAGUUCCCCUCGUCCUGUCCGGGCCGGUCCCUCCUUCGUGUCCACAACAGCAGCUGACAUUUGCUCACUUGUGCCAGGCUCACACAUUAUAUCGUUUCACAUUCACCACACCAGUCCGAGGAACAUCCUCCUGAUCCCCCUUUGUUAGAUGGGGAAACUGAGGCUUUGCCCGAGGUCAGGCCGCUGGCAAAAAGAGCAGGACAACAUCCAGGCUGUGUGAGGCCCCUCCCCCCACAUACCUUGCCUUCGGCCGCUUCAGUGGGCACCUUGCUGGGCUACAACUAUGCUCUGUCAUCUCUCUCCCUGACUUCCCCCGCUCCAGGCCCCCAGCUCCUCUCUCCUGCCCCCUUGUCCCCUCUGUGGCCUCUACGCCCUCUCCUCCAUUCAGUUCCCAGCCCACCGCACCUUCCCUCCAGCCUCAUCCCAGGGCUGGGCUAGGUCUCCAGUGGCCCCCAGACUUUCUCUUCCUCCCAUGCCCUACUCCCCUCUCUGCAGGAUGUGCAGUAUAGACCCUGCCCCCCCCCCAUACACACGAGUGCAUGUGCACACACACA
Molecule: messenger RNA, 4407 nt
Organism: Panthera uncia (snow leopard)
Lineage: Eukaryota; Metazoa; Chordata; Mammalia; Carnivora; Felidae
Gene: SRCIN1
Product: SRC kinase signaling inhibitor 1
Biological process (GO): regulation of dendritic spine morphogenesis
Cellular component (GO): postsynaptic density; actin cytoskeleton; cytoplasm
Source: RefSeq, a predicted model, not a curated record